Messenger RNA from Sporothrix schenckii 1099-18, 216 nucleotides. RefSeq lists its product as uncharacterized. The record is from RefSeq and is a predicted model, not a curated record. NCBI's taxonomy places the organism in Eukaryota, Fungi, Ascomycota, Sordariomycetes, Ophiostomatales, Ophiostomataceae. The transcript has a single exon. Bases 1 to 216 code for a protein of 71 amino acids.
AUGAGCGUGAACUUCACUGCGCUCAUUGCGUUGGCGAUGCCCUUUGCGCAGGCCAUGCCCGGAGUCGUCAUACUGGAUGCCGCAAAUAAUGCACUGUCUAGCAAUGGCGAGGCUGGAAUGGCUGGCAAGGCGGGGAGGAUUGGUAUGAACGUCGUCGUUUGUCAUACCCGAGUUCAAUUCUUGAUUCUUUUGGCCUACUGUUGCGGAGUGAGGUGA